AAAUACAUCAAUUUAUCAUCUCAUUUAAUAUGACGCAGACGUGUCCCUCCUGCACAUGCUCAGUGCGAGUGUAUGCAAACAUGCAGGAAUGGUUGGGAUGUCCUCGGUACUUCAGCCCAGUUCCCAGGAAAAGUAUCACGAGUUUCAAGUGACGGGAUCGUCCUUUUUUUGGGACGGUUCCAUCCUAUCCGACAAAAAAAACCGGCUCUUCAGUCUGCCCCUCCUCACUCAUCAGAAGCUGAUAAAGGUGAGCCUUGGAGUUACCAGGAAGCACUUUGACAAGAGCAGCACGCCCGAAGCCAAACGGAACCAUGCCGGUCCCCAAGAAAGCAGGGAAAAAAGGAAACAGCGCUGCAGAAGAAAAGAUGCCACCGUAUGAGCCAAAUAUCCCCGAACCAACUACCAGAGCUGACUUCAUGAAAUACUGGUUCCCCGUCUCUCUGGAUGACAAAACAGCACAGAAGCUUCUGUGGAUUUCUGAGGGCAGCAGCAAAGUGGCUCGUACCUCCGACGCAGUCUGCCCUUAUCCCAACAGGCCUGAAAGAUACCAGGACUCACCACAGGUGCUGUGUAAGGAGGGCUUGAUGGGCAUCCGAGGCUACUGGGAGGUGGACUACGACGGCUGGGUGGUGGUCGGCGUGGUGGCGGAGAGUGCGCCCCGUAAAGGCCAGGAGGUGCCCUGCGGUCUCGGGGAGAACAAAGGCUCCUGGGGGGUCGGCUGGUCCGGUUCCUGCUACCAGGUCUGGCACAACGGUGAGAACAUCGACAUCCAGCUGCCGCCGUCCCGCACCAUGGGCGUCUACGUCGACCUGCCGGCCGGCGUCAUCUCCUUCCUGUCGGUGGAGGGAGACUCCGAGAAGGAGGUGCGGCUGAUCCACAAGUACAAAGCCAAAUUCGAGGAGAGAAUUUUCCCCGGGUUUUGGAUCGGAACAAAUUCCUUCUGUCUUAUCCGGAAAAAAGAUCAGUGACACUUGAAAGGGAUUUGUAUGGAAGCCCAUUCGUGCCAUGAAUGACAAAACUAAAGCCCGCAGUAAGUCAUAAUUUUUGAUAUACUGGAUCAAGCCAACAAAAUUAUGACAUUAAAACUCAAAAUUAUGACUUUUAUUCUCAUAAUUAUGACUUUAAAACUCUAAAUGAUUACUUUUUUCUCAUAAUUUUCACUGAAACUCAUAAUUAUGACUAAACCCCAAAAUAACUGUUUUCAUAUAACCUUUAUUCACAAAAUUAUGUCUUUUGUUCUCAUAAUUAUGAUUUAAAAACUUGUAAAACUUGUUUUAACUUGUAGAAAUUUAACUUGUAAAAUUAUGAACUUUAAAGUCGUCAUUUUACAUGACUUUUUAUUUUUGUUUUCAUGAUUAUAAAACUCUAAAUUUUGUCUCCCUGUCUGGCUUUUACUUUUUGGUUCAUGGCAGAAAUGAGCUUCUGUAUAUUGUGGGUAUGGGGCAGCAGUAGUUUUACCAGGAAGUGUUCAUUUAAGUGUGAUUGGAGAAAAAAAACGAGCUUUGAAGUACAACUGAAGACAUGUUGGCAGUUUUUUUUUCUCUGAAUGCAUAAAAACACCUUCAGAUUUUCAUUUGUUUUUGUUAAUUUAAGUUAAGCAAGGUAAAGUUGGGUGUUUUUAUUACUUUGAUCCUGUUUAAUUGUCCUCAGUGUAGUCAAUAAAGUAUUCUUCUUCACUAUGCCAGUAUGAAGUCGACACUCAACUGA
Poecilia latipinna (sailfin molly) is the source of this 1707-nucleotide messenger RNA. Its product is annotated as tripartite motif-containing protein 16. Gene Ontology annotation, molecular function: protein binding. The transcript is spliced from 5 exons. The coding region runs from base 312 to 968 and encodes 218 amino acids. Lineage: Eukaryota; Metazoa; Chordata; Actinopteri; Cyprinodontiformes; Poeciliidae. The record is from RefSeq and is a predicted model, not a curated record.